GUAUAAAUACGCCGGGUACGACAUACACAAAUCAUUCAGGACGGUUUCAGUUUGAGACAUAAACGCAGACUGUUUUUCAAGAUGAUGGCGACACUUAGACAGGUUUUGCAAGCAUUGUUGUUAACAGUGGCAGUUUCAGUGGGUGUGGAGAGUACAUUAACUUACUCCUGUGACCCAGACAAUACCGUAACAGUUACUGGGUUCACUGCUGGAACAAAUUUUUUUGCCAAGCAAGGUGCAACAACGUGUUCAACAAGCCUUUCUAGUACCACGCUGACAAUAACUGGUUGUAAUAAGGAUUCGGAAAUACUGGUCACAUAUGGCUCCUACGCAGACAUGGAAACAAACGCUCUACAUGGCGGUACAACUGUCAAUGCGUUUAAAAUAACAUGUAACGAGAUUGCUGCAACUGGAGUAGCCCAUACCAUUACAAAUGCAUUUACAGCCAGUUUGUCCAUUGAUGCAACCCCUUCUACUCAACCGACAUAUUCUGUGACGUCAUCUCUAAGUCCAUCAUCUGUAACUGUUGGCGCCGACGUCACCUGGACAAUAUCUUAUCCAAGUUCUUACAGUCUGCAAGUUGUUAGCUGUAGUGCAUAUGCUGGUACAAGUGCGACUGGUACAGCCCUCUCCUUGAUUACUGCUGGAGGGUGUACCACAUCCCCCAAAACCUAA
Ruditapes philippinarum (Manila clam) is the source of this 675-nucleotide messenger RNA. RefSeq lists its product as uncharacterized. The record is from RefSeq and is a predicted model, not a curated record. Bases 82 to 675 code for a protein of 197 amino acids. Lineage: Eukaryota; Metazoa; Mollusca; Bivalvia; Venerida; Veneridae. The transcript has 7 exons.